CUCUCGUUUUAUCUCGUGUUUCUACCUCCAUAAUCCAACAUUAUAAAGCUAGUCUCCAUAACUCCCAACUUUUAUAACAAACGCUCUAAAUGCUCUCCGAUCAAGAAACAGUGAAAAGCUCACUUCCAUUCCAUUCAAGAAAAAACAAAGCAAACAAACAGAGAGUAAAGACUCAGAGACUUGAAGCAGAGGAAGAAUCACAUAAAAGCUAAGAAGAUGAGGAAUAUGGCUAAAGAAAACCCCGGUUCCAAUCCAAAGAAGUUGGAGAGCUUGAUUCCAAGAAAUGAGUUCGUAGUUGUUCAUCUUCUGGUGGUUUUGCUAAUGGGUUUUAUGAGUGUAUCUCAAGGGAGAUUCAUAGUCACACCCACAAUGCAAAGAGGUCGAGAUGUUCCUGCAAUGUAUGUCUUGGGGGAUUCUUCUGUUGAUUGCGGCGAUAAUACCCUCUUCUACCCUCUUCUUCAUCGUAAUCUGUCCUUAUAUCCUUGUAAUGGCUCAGAUUCGAGUCUUCUUCCCCAUCUUCUCGCUGAAAAGAUGGGUUUGCCAAAUAUACCACCAUUCUACAGUCAAAACGGAUCCAUUGAAGAACUACUAAGAGGCAUCAACUUUGGCUCAGCAGAAGCAACAAUCAUGAACCCCAGCAGCCAGAACUAUCAGUCUCUUAAUCAGCAGCUCCGUCAAGUGUUCGAGACGAUAGAGCUUUUGUACUUGCAGCUUAGCCAGCGAAGUGUCAUCCAGUUUAUCAGAUCCUCUAUCUUCUACCUCUCAUUUGGCAAAGAUGAUUACAUUGACCUCUUCCUCCGCAACUCUUCCGGUGCAUUGCUCGAGUACAGCAGCCAAGAAUUUGCCAACAUUCUGGCAACCCAAAUGGUUCAUGUUAUAAGGAACCUUUAUAACUUGAAUGCGAGGAAGAUCAUCUGUAUGGGGAUUUUGCCUCUGGGAUGCACUCCCCGGAUGUUGUCGUUGGUUUCAGACUCGAAUAAUUCCACAAAUGGUGGAAGGAAAUGUGUGGAGAAGAUCAACAAGCUGGUUUUGGAGUACAAUGCAAUGCUGAAUGAACAGAUUGUAGAGCUCAAUGCGGAGCUGCCUGAUGCCCAUAUAGUCUUCUGUGAUGUCUAUCAAGGAAUAAGGGAGAUCAUAACCUAUCCAGAGACCUAUGGAUUUGAGGAUGUGAAUAGUGCAUGCUGUGGGCUUGGACCGUACGGGGCAACAAUUGGGUGUCUAUCAAUGGAAAUGGCAUGCAACGAAGCUUCAUCCCAUGUGUGGUGGGAUUUAUACAACCCAACAAAAGCAGUCAAUUCCUUGCUAGCUGAUUCUGCAUGGUUUGGCCAACCUUUCUCUGGUAUUUGCCGUCCUUUCACCAUCCAUGAAUUGGCCGCUGCUUCAGUCUCUUUACCAUCCCAUAAUCACCUGAAUUGAAAAUGAGUUUUUUUAUUUUUAUUUUUUUCUUUGGUUCAUAGUUACUAUAGAGAGUUCAAUCAAAGUUAGAAUUCCUUGUA
This is a messenger RNA of Ziziphus jujuba (common jujube), 1496 nucleotides long. RefSeq names its product GDSL esterase/lipase At1g71250. Gene Ontology annotation, molecular function: hydrolase activity, acting on ester bonds. The transcript is spliced from 3 exons. Bases 217 to 1416 code for a protein of 399 amino acids. The record is from RefSeq and is a predicted model, not a curated record. Lineage: Eukaryota; Viridiplantae; Streptophyta; Magnoliopsida; Rosales; Rhamnaceae.